Molecule: messenger RNA, 693 nt
Organism: Trematosphaeria pertusa
Lineage: Eukaryota; Fungi; Ascomycota; Dothideomycetes; Pleosporales; Trematosphaeriaceae
Product: NAD(P)-binding protein
Exons: 2
Coding region: 1-693 (230 amino acids)
Source: RefSeq, a predicted model, not a curated record
AUGUCCUUCCCAUACAAGCACGUCCUCCUUAUUGGAGCCACCUCUGGCAUUGGCGCCGCCAUGGCGGACCACCUCAUCAGCCAGGGUAUUAACGUAACCGCCGUCGGCCGGCGCAAAGACCGACUAGACUCCUUCCACCCUUCAAUCGACGCCGUCUUCCUCAACGCCGGCAUCCAACACCGCUGCGACUUCUCCCACCCCUCCACCGUCAACCUCCCGCGCUUCAACCGCGAAAUAACCACAAACUUCACCUCCUUCGUCGCCCUAACCCACGCCUUCCUUCCCUAUCUGCUCGGGAAAGAAGGAAACUCAGGACUCAUCUACACCGGGACGCAGAUCAGCCUCGUCCCAGCGUACACCAUGCCCGCAUACAGCGCCUCCAAAGCCGCCCUUGAUGCCUUCAUCAUGUGUCUGCGCGAGCAGCUGCGUGAUACGAAUGUGAGGGUUAUGCAUUUGAGUCCACCGCUUGUGCAGACAGAGCUGCAUGAUGCAGAAGUAGGAGCUGAGGUGGGGAGGAAGAUGGGUAUGCCGGUGGAGCGGUUUACGGAUGAGGCGUGGAAGGAGUUGGAGAGCGGAAAGGAGAACGUCAUUAUCGGAAGUGUCGGUGGAUCAAGCAAGGAGCAAUUUAGUGAGAUUGUGGAGAGGAGGGAGGAGGCAUUUGGCAGGUUGGCAAAGCUACUGAGGAGCCAUUAG